AUGAAGACUUUAGCCAAUGAUCUUAAUAUACCACAAUCGGAAGAUACUAUCAUUGAACCAAAAGCCUCUACCCCAGUAAAACAUGAAAAUGUUAUCAAUCCUGUUAAAGAGGAGGAGGACUCAGAUGGCUUUGAAGAUGACACCUUUAUAUCAUCCUCCAGAAGGAAUGCAAAGAGAGUAAUCAGCUAUGCUGAAGAUAGUGACAGCGAUGAUGAACCAUUAAUAAAGAAACAAUCAAGGAAAAUUAGAAAAGUAAGAUCUGAUGAUGAUGACGACGAUUUAGAAUUUACGUUAGACACUUCAGUUGUAUCUGAAAAAGAAGAUGAGGAGGAAUAUAUUGAACCAAAGAAGACAUUUAGUGACAGUAAUGAUGAUGACGAUGAUGAUAUUCUCUCCCUUGUUGAAAAGCCGAAACGAGCUGUUGCAAAAACUUUCAAACCAUUAGUCAAAGCAUCUCCAAAACCUGUCUUUAAAUCAAAAACUUUUGCUCAAGCUCCAAAACAUGCAAACUUUAAUAAGCAACAUCAAGAAAGAUAUCAAUGGUUAAUUGAUAUUCGUGAUGCAGAAAAAAGACCAAUGACAGACCCUGAAUAUGAUCCUAAGACACUUUAUAUCCCCACCUCUGCUUGGAACAAGUUUACAGCAUUCGAGAAACAGUAUUGGGAAAUUAAGUCAAAAAUGUGGGAUUGCGUUGUCUUUUUUAAAAAAGGUAAGUUUUUUGAGUUAUAUGAGAAGGAUGCAAUUUUAGGUAACACACUUUUUGAUCUAAAAAUUGCUGGUGGUGGAAGAGCUAAUAUGAAUUUAGCAGGUAUACCAGAAAUGUCAUUUGAUCAUUGGGCAUCUCAAUUUAUCGAGUAUGGUUACAAGGUAGCUAAAGUAGAUCAGCGUGAAUCAAUGUUAGCUAAAGAAAUGCGUGAAGGUUCUAAAGGUAUUGUUAAAAGAGAACUUGAAUGCGUUUUGACAUCCGGUACAUUAACGGAAAGUAAUAUGCUUCACUCAGAUUUAGCAACAUACUGUCUCGCGGUUAGAGAAGAACCCGGUAAUUUCUAUGAGGCUGAUACCCAAAAUAUCGUCUCGGUAGAUUCUACUUUGAAGAACAAACUAUUUGGAGUGUCAUUUAUCGAUACCGCUACCGGUGAAAUACAAUUGAUCGAACUCGAAGAUGAUAACGAAUGUACUAAAUUGGAAACAUUGAUGUCCCAAGUUAGACCCAAGGAAAUUAUAAUGGAAAAAGAUAAUUUAUCAAAUUUAGCUCAUAAAAUAAUCAAAUUCAAUUCUGCACCUCAAGCCAUUAUGAAUUAUUUAAAAGCUGGAGAAGAAUUUUAUGAUUUCUAUAAAACACAUGAUGAAUUGCUUUCAGAAGAAAAUAAUUAUUUUAAAGAUUCUUCAGAAUGGCCAGCUAUUCUUCAAACUUACUAUAAAAAUAAAAAGCAAGUUGGUUUUUCUGCAUUAGGAGGACUAUUAUAUUAUUUAAAAUGGCUAAAAUUAGAUGGUAAUUUAAUUUCGUUAGGGAAUAUGAAAGAAUAUGAUUUAGUAGGAUCUCAAAAAUCUCUAAUUCUAGAUGGUGUCACACUACAGAAUCUUGAAAUAUUUUCAAAUUCUUUUGAUGGUUCCGAUAAGGGAACUUUAUUUAAACUUUUCAAUUUAUCAAUUACUCCAAUGGGUAAAAGAAUGAUGAAAAAUUGGGUGAUGCAUCCAUUGUUACAGAAAUCAGAUAUAGAGAAAAGAUUAGAUAGUGUAGAUUUACUAUUAUCAGAUGUAGAAUUACGUGACGUUUUUGAAUCGCACUUCAUCAGACUUCCUGAUUUGGAAAGAAUGCUUGCAAGGAUCCAUUCAACAACGAUCAAAAUGAAAGAUUUCGAAAAGGUAAUUCAGGGUUUUGAAACAAUAGUUAAGAUGAUCGAUACCCUAAAAGAUAGAGCAAAUAAAGGUGCUCUGGGAAUUUAUAUAUCUCAAAUUCCUGUAGAUUUACGUUCUAGUGUUGACAAAUGGUCAAAUUCAUUUGAUCGUGCCUGUGCCAUAGAAGAAGAUAAGAUUAUUCCUAUAAAGGGUGUCGAACCAGAGUUUGAUGAAUCCUUAAAUCAAAUUAAAGUAAUAGAAGAUGAAUUAAACAAAAUUUUGCUUGAAUAUAGAAAAAGGUUUAAAUGUUCUAGUAUUCAAUAUAAGGAUUCUGGUAAAGAACUUUUCACAAUUGAAGUACCAAUGGCAGCAACAAAACAAAUCCCUUCUUCUUGGGUACAAAUGGGGUCCAACAAAUCCACGAAGAGAUAUUACUCUGAUGAAGUUAGCGUUUUAGCAAGAUCGAUGGCAGAGGCUCGUGAGAAACACAAAAUUGUGGAAAAUGAUUUAAAGAAUAGAAUAUGUAAAAAGUUUGAUUCUCUUUAUAAGGAAGUUUGGAAACCGACUGUUACUAUGAUAUCAAACAUAGAUUGUAUAUUAGCAUUAACUCGUACAUCAGAGUCGUUAGGAUACCCAUCGUGUAGACCCAAAUUUGUAGAUGAAGUUGAUGAAAACACGGGCAAUAAAUUAAAUGGAUUUAUGAAAUUCAAGUCAUUAAGACAUCCUUGUUUUAAUCUUGGCUCAACUACCGUUAAGGAAUUUAUACCUAAUGAUAUCGAGCUUGGUAACGAUGUUUCCCGAGUAACAUUAUUAACUGGUGCUAAUGCGGCAGGUAAAUCAACAGUUUUAAGAAUGUCAUGCAUUGCUGUCAUUAUGGCACAAAUUGGUUGUUAUGUACCUUGUGGAAGUGCAGAGCUGUCUCCUGUGGAUCGUAUUAUGACUAGAUUAGGUGCAAAUGACAAUAUUAUGCAAGGUAAAUCUACUUUUUUUGUUGAAUUAUCUGAAACUAAAAAAAUGUUAGACUUAGCUACAAAUAGAUCAUUGUUGGUUCUUGACGAAUUAGGAAGAGGUGGUUCUUCUAAUGAUGGUUUUGCAAUUGCAGAAUGUGUUUUAUAUCAUCUGGCAACACAUAUUCAAAGUAUGAGUUUCUUUGCAACACAUUACGCUGCUCUUGGCUUAAAUUUCAAAGGACACCCUGAUGUGAGGCCUAUGAAAAUGAAUAUUUUAGUUGAUGAACAAACUAGAAAUAUUACUUUUCUAUAUCAAUUAGUAAAUGGUGAAAGUGGCAAAUCAUUUGGUAUGCAUGUUGCAUCCAUGUGUGGUAUCAGCAAAACAAUUGUUGAUGAAGCUCAAAUAGCAGCUGAAAACCAUGAGCAUACUUCUGAGAUUAUCAAAAAACAGAAUUUAGCAUUAAAAGGUUUAAAUAAAGAGAGAGUAGAUAUGCCAUUGGGACUCCAAAGUGAUUUCAUUCGAUUAACAAAGGGUGAUGGAUUAACUAACUCUAAACUUGGUACUGGCGAAAACGUCACCAUAUAUGAUAAUAAUAUAAAAGCGAAUGUGCUUAAGACAUUAUUUUCUCUAAUUGAAUCAAUUUGA
Molecule: messenger RNA, 3435 nt
Organism: Tetrapisispora phaffii CBS 4417
Lineage: Eukaryota; Fungi; Ascomycota; Saccharomycetes; Saccharomycetales; Saccharomycetaceae
Gene: MSH6
Product: mismatch repair ATPase MSH6
Exons: 1
Coding region: 1-3435 (1144 amino acids)
Biological process (GO): mismatch repair
Cellular component (GO): MutSalpha complex; nucleus
Molecular function (GO): mismatched DNA binding; ATP-dependent DNA damage sensor activity; ATP binding
Source: RefSeq, a predicted model, not a curated record